This is a messenger RNA of Penicillium roqueforti, 549 nucleotides long. RefSeq lists its product as uncharacterized. The record is from RefSeq and is a predicted model, not a curated record. Bases 1 to 549 code for a protein of 182 amino acids. The transcript has a single exon. Lineage: Eukaryota; Fungi; Ascomycota; Eurotiomycetes; Eurotiales; Aspergillaceae.
AUGUCUUCAAGAGCUGGUCUUGCCAGCCGUCAAGCUGCUGGUUCUCAAAUCAGACAAGCACCUCCACUCAACCCUCCACGCUCGUAUCUCAGAGUCCCCCUCGAUACACCCAUCACUCCACUCGUGUCCUGCCAUGGAAACAGCCAUAUCAACUUUCCAAAAACCAUCAAAGAUUACUACCAGCUCGAUUCGAUGACACUCGACAGUCUGAUGGUGUUUUUCAGUCAAAUCCGUCCCGAAACCGCAGAUACUAGACGGUAUCCCACGAUUGUCGCUCCAUGGCUCACGUGGGAUUACGAGCGGGAAGGGUGGCAGACAGACGUUAUCGAUAUCGAAAGCAAGCGCUGCAGGUUCGGCGAGUUCAUCGGUUUAACCGAUGAGCUUGUGGAUCCCAAACUCCUCAACCUGCGAAGAUUGCAUGCGGAGCGUGACAAGCCCGUGCAAACCCCCUCUGGUGAAACGCCCUCCGGUGCGGGUGCUGUGCAAAGGCCAAUGAUGAGACGGGAGAAACGAAAGGGGCUUUUCAGGCGGCUUCCUUUUGGUAAAUAG